Messenger RNA from Peronospora farinosa, 387 nucleotides. Lineage: Eukaryota; Oomycota; Peronosporomycetes; Peronosporales; Peronosporaceae. The record is from the annotation of a GenBank genome assembly.
AUGAACCCUGUACUUUUGUCUAAAGUGAAGGCAAUCAAUUCCCGUAUGGACUACACGGUAUCCAACAUCAAACGUGACACCGUAGCCGAUGUUGCCUACGACCUGUUCACGUCUUCGACACCAAGAGGGAAGAAAGAGAACGAGAUCAUGAUUUGGCUGGCCGCCAUCGGCGGUGCUUUGCCUAUAGGGGCUAACAGGGAUUACAGCGAUCAUCGCAGGCCAGCACAGGUGAGCGCCUUCCGUGGUUACCUCAUGGAGUUCUUUCACUACGUCAAGCUCAAUACCAAUCAAUACCUCAUUAAGGUGGAAUGUGGUACGGAGCCCUUCGUUGGCACAUAUGUGACUCUGAAGGUAUCACACUACUCGGCCGCGAUCGUGACGGCUUAG